Messenger RNA from Letharia lupina, 1137 nucleotides. RefSeq lists its product as uncharacterized. The record is from RefSeq and is a predicted model, not a curated record. Gene Ontology annotation, molecular function: TBP-class protein binding. The transcript has a single exon. NCBI's taxonomy places the organism in Eukaryota, Fungi, Ascomycota, Lecanoromycetes, Lecanorales, Parmeliaceae. Bases 1 to 1137 code for a protein of 378 amino acids.
AUGGCCCAGGAAUUUCUCGACCAACUUCUUCGGAUGGAAAACACCGUAAAAGUCGACGAGCAGGAAACCUGCAUGGUGUGUCUUGAAUCAUAUGGAACGCUCAACUCAUCUACCGGCGCUAUCGAAGUUCAAGUCCGCCUACCAUGCAGCCAUCUAGUGGGAACCAUCUGCAUUGCGACAUGGCUUCGAGAUAACAACAGCUGCCCUGCUUGCCGGGCAACCUUUUUCCCUGCGCAACCGCGGCCGUAUCUCGAGUAUGGAAUCAUAAACGACCGACCGUCCGCAAAUACUCGGAGGAUGGGAGGUCCCGAUGAAAGGGUUACGCUUGAGAUUUGCGACUGGCUCUGCGAGGAGCUUAACCUUGCCAGCGAAGUGAGUUCGAUGGCUCAGUCAAUCACUCACCCUUUAUCGCGAAUGCUCCGGGGACACUUUCACUCACCAGAGUGCAAAGCCGCCGUAAGCGUCUUCAUUGCGUGGCUUCUCUUAAAUCCAGGCUUUGGGGCUGGUUCGGUCGAUAUCCUUCUUCCAGACAUGACACAUAGAACGCGGGUAGGCGAAGAACAUAUUCGCUCUACAUAUCGUCACAUCUACCCCAACCGAAUGGAACUCAUUGAAUCGGAUCUUCUCCCUGGCCUUGCUAGACUUCACAUGGAGGGUAUUCUAGCAUUCUUGCCUUCUCCCAAUCCCGAAGACAGUAUCGCCAGCAGCGAAGAAGAAGAAAACGACAGAGAAGACGAAAUCAGCGAACGUGAAUUAGGAGAUCUCGCGGAGAUCCGUGAGCAGCUUUGUGCAGCAGUAGGAGGAGAUGAGGAUCUUUCUGAAAUCGUCGAAGAUCUUGCGGAGCAGAUUCUCAAUACAAUGGACGACGAGUCAGAACUGGCUGAUCGCUCUGAACAGCUCCGGGGAGCCGUAUGCACGUUCAUGGCUUGUCAUCUUAUGGGCGCCGAGAUCUCGUAUAGCGACGUUGCGCGUAUACACGGCGUGAGUGAGCGUCUUCUUCGCGAAGCUUACGCUUACAUCUUUCCUCGACGCAACAACCUCAUUGAACCCGAGACAACUGAGACCAUGGGUAUUGGCAACCUCGAAAGGGUUCUUGGCGCCUUACCAGCUUUGAACUGGCCAUUUCUAUACUUGUAG